AUGCGUUUCUCACUCCAACCCGAGGCACAACCCCCUGUUUCGCACCAGAACAACUCCAUAGAGCUCGUCUACGACUACACAUCAGGCUUCCAAUCAAUUGACGACGAAAUGGACUCUCUCAUCGACUUAUCCGACCCCUCCAAGGCCCUGGACCUGUCCCGCAUCCGGUACCAGUUGAUCCGUCUGGAGGACACAAUCACCUUCCACCUGAUCGAGCGAGCCCAGUUUGCGCACAACAAAACCAUCUACGUACCCGGUGCACUCAACAUCCCCAACAGCGACCUGAGCUUCAUGGACUGGUACCUCCGCGAACAGGAGAAGCUGCAGUCCAUCAUCCGCCGCUACGACUCCCCCGACGAGUACCCCUUCUUCCCCGAGGCCAUUCAGAAGCAGAUUCUCAAGCCUCUGCAUUACCCGCGCAUUCUGCACCCCAACGACGUCAACGUCAACAGCCAGAUCAAGGACUUCUACGUCGACAAGCUCCUCCCCGCACUCUGCCCCGAUUUCGGCCGCGAGGACCGCGGUGAGUCCCAGGAGAACUACGGCUCCUCCGCCACCUGCGACAUCGCCUGCCUGCAGGCCCUUUCGCGCAGGAUACACUUUGGAAAGUUUGUCGCCGAGUCCAAGUUUCAGUCCGACCCGGAAAAGUACACCAGGCUCAUCAAGGCCGAGGACCGCGACGGUAUCGCCGACGCCAUCACCAACGCCGCCGUCGAGAAGAAGGUCCUUGAGCGCCUCCGCCUCAAGGUCCUCACCUACGGCACCGACCCUUCCAUCGGAGCCGGCCCCGAAAACCAGGCCAAGAUUGACGCCGACGCCGUCGUUGCCAUGUACAAGGACUUUGUGAUACCCCUGACCAAGGAAGUCGAAGUUGAGUACCUCAUGCAGAGGUUAGAGCCCAUAGAGUAG
Molecule: messenger RNA, 909 nt
Organism: Colletotrichum higginsianum IMI 349063
Lineage: Eukaryota; Fungi; Ascomycota; Sordariomycetes; Glomerellales; Glomerellaceae
Product: Chorismate mutase
Exons: 2
Coding region: 1-909 (302 amino acids)
Biological process (GO): chorismate metabolic process; aromatic amino acid biosynthetic process
Cellular component (GO): cytoplasm
Molecular function (GO): chorismate mutase activity
Source: RefSeq, a predicted model, not a curated record